Molecule: messenger RNA, 4329 nt
Organism: Penicillium cinerascens
Lineage: Eukaryota; Fungi; Ascomycota; Eurotiomycetes; Eurotiales; Aspergillaceae
Product: putative ABC multidrug transporter
Exons: 14
Coding region: 1-4329 (1442 amino acids)
Biological process (GO): transmembrane transport
Cellular component (GO): membrane
Molecular function (GO): ATP binding; ABC-type transporter activity; ATP hydrolysis activity
Source: RefSeq, a predicted model, not a curated record
AUGUCAUGUCCUACUGGGAGCGACAAUCAGUUUGGGCCUCGGGUCUUCAGCCAGUGUCGGCCAUUUGACUUUACCCUCCUGUUCGAGGACGCUAUAUUUGGGAUCUUACCUGCGGCUUCGUUCCUGGUGUUGGCUGCUUUCCGAGCUCCGGUACUCUUCCGAGCUCCAGUCAAAGUGACGUCCCAUCGCCUGGCAACAUCGAAACUGAUCACCCUCGUACUAUUACUAGUCUUUCAUAUAGCGCAGCUCGCGUUUCAAGUCCAGGCCGCUCCGUUGCAUACGAAGGCGUCACUCGCAGCGAGCAUACUGCAACUCAUCGCUGUAGCGACUUCAGUGAUACUCUCAUGGCUAGAAGACCAACGCUCAGUAAGACCGUCCGAUUUAAUGGUCUUGUAUUUCUUUUUUGCCAGCAUCCUUGCACUCCCACGGGCACGAACAUUAUGGCUUCUAUCGCCGGUCACUCGCACCCAAGCCAUUCUAUGGACGUUAGUUACUGUCGGAACCUUCUUAGCCUUGGGCCUUGAGUCCAUUCAUAAGACCAAAACGGUCCGCUUGGUCUAUCGAGAGUCAAGUAAAGAGAGCACAUCCAGCUUCUGGGUUCGCAGCUUCUUCAUCUGGGUUAUUCCGCUUUUUCGGACUGGUUUCUCCUCCAUUCUCUCCGUUCACGACAUGCCCGACGUGGAUCGCUCACUACAGGGAGACUUCGCCGAGAGAAGAUUGCAAGCGGCAUGGGCCAAGAACACGAGAUCUCACAAGCACAAACUGCUUAAAGUGACGUUCCAGGCAUAUCUUUGGCCAUUCGUCAGCGCCAUACCACCACGACUGUGUCUUUCCGUCUUCAAAUUCUGUCAGCCUUUCCUGAUCUCAGCGACCUUGAAUUUUAUCAGUGUUCCCUCCACGCCGGAAAACAAGCUUCAUGGACCAGCGUUGGUCGGUGCAUACGUGUUGACUUAUAUGGGAAUGGCGAUAUCGACAGCGGUAUACUGGCGACAGGCCUUCCGAUUCAACUCUACGGUCCGAGCUGGUCUCAUCUCACUAGUUUACCGACAAACAACAAAACUGCACGCCAACGAGUUCAAGUCGAAGUCUGCCAUCACGUUGAUGGGAACUGACGUUGAACGCAUCGUGCAGAAAUUUCGAAGUCUUCAUGAGACAUGGGCUGGACCCGUGGAAGUGGCAGUCGGUGUAUUCCUUCUCGAACGGCAACUGGGCGUGGCAUGCCUUAUUCCAGCCGUCAUAUCCAUACUUGCCGUAAUUGCCACCAUCCCAGUCUCCAAAAAGUCCAAUAUCUCCCAGAAGCUCUGGAUCGAACGCGUACAAACACGCUUAGGCGUGACAUCCGGCAUGCUGAAUGAUAUGAAGGCAGUCAAAAUGCUAGGGCUCCGAGAGAAGCUAUUCAAAACGGUUUCCCUACUGCGACAAGUGGAACUGCGAGUGUCUGAACGAUUUCGAGUCCUUCUGAUCUGGGAAAUUGCAUUGUCGAAUAUGCCAAUGACAUUGGCACCAUUCGCCACGUUUGCAAUCUUUGCCAUUAUUCAAUCAGUUCGCGGAGGCGAAACUCUUCUGGCAGACCGAACGUUCACUUCGCUGUCUUUGAUUUCCCUGAUGACAGACCCACUUCUCACAUUUAUUCAAUCCCUCCCUGCACUUUACCAGUCUCUGUCCUGUUUUGAUCGCAUUGAGCAAUACUGUACUCAAGCACCGCUUGACUCCCCCGCGGAAAAUUCGUCGAUCGGGGAGGAUAUCGAGUUAACCUCGACUUCUCCAUCGUCCCCUAACUCUGUUCUCGAGUUCCACGAUGCCAGCUUCUCCUGGUCUCAGGAAGCCUCUCCAAUACUUUACGAUCUAAACCUUUUCAUCAAGAAAAGUAAUAUCACUGCAAUUAUAGGACCAGUUGGAAGUGGCAAGUCCACCCUCCUGGAGAGUGCAAUUGGAGAGACCUUCCGAAAAGACGGCUCUAUGUCUCCUUUCCAGUCCACGGUCGCCUAUUGCCCGCAAACGCCGUGGAUUAUCAACGACACCAUUCGUCAAAAUAUCACAGGCGCCGCUACGUUUGAUCCAAAAUGGUACAAUUUUGUCAUUUGGGCUUGUGCACUGGAAAAUGACUUGGAAAAUAUUCCGGGCGGAGACAUGUCCAGGGCCGGCAGCUCCGGCAUAACGCUUAGUGGUGGUCAAAAACAGCGAAUUUCUCUUGCUCGGGCCGUCUACUCUCGUGCAGCAACUUUGGUCCUAGAUGAUGUUUUCAGUGGUCUCGACAACAGGUCUGUCACUGCCAUUUCUUCUCGUCUCUUUGCGGCAGAUGGUCAUUUCAAAGAAUUUGGAAGAACGGUAAUCCUAGUGACUCAUAAUUAUCGCCUACUACCAUUUGCCGACGAGAUUGUCCUCUUGGACAGUGGAAGAAUCACCCGAACCGGGACUUACGAUCAGAUUCGUUCAAUUUUGCCAGAGGAAAAGACCAAUGAGGUCAACGAAGAUUCUCUCAAAGGUGACAGUGCAGUAAUUGGAAAUGCUACUCCAGUAAAAGCUAUUUUGAAGAUGGCCAGUUUUUCCGAGGAAGGCAUCACCGACCUAAACAUGACACGCAGAGAAGGAAAAUGGUCCGUGUACGGAUAUUACUUUCAAAACAGCGGAAGAACUCUUACUGCGCUGGUUAUUCUGGUAAUUUUUAUUACUGCAUUUGUCGAGCAGUUCGCAACGGUCUGGCUGCAGCAAUGGUCCAAUUACAACGAAAAUCAUCCAAACCAAAAUCUGGCGCUUUAUGUCAGUGUCUAUGCCGUCUUGUUUUUGAUCGGAGCUUUCUGCCUUCUUUUUGGGUGCUGGGCAGUCUUUGUCAGAAUCAUUAACAACACAGGCACUAGAAUGCAUGCGCACUUACUCCAGUCCACAUUGAAUGCACCCUUCAGCUUCUUUCAGAAGGUGGAUGCUGGCCUGACCACAAAUCGAUUCAGCCAAGAUUUGGAGCUCAUUGACAUGGACCUUCCGUUAGAUGCCAUAAACACGUCCAUGGCAUUUGCUAAUUGCGCUGUGGAACUUGUUAUACUUUGUGUUAUGGGCAAGUACCUGACAGUGACAGUGCCUAUUCUGGCAAUCGUUUUGUUUUUCGUUCAAAACUACUACCUCCGGACCUCGCGCCAGGUCCGACUACUGGACAUCGAAGCUAAAUCGCCACUUUUCACGCACUUUGUGGAAACCAUGCAAGGAAUCUCGGUCAUUCGAGCUAUGCGUUGGCAGGAACCCUUCCAGGAACGCUUACAAGAACUGCUCAACCAAUCACAGAAACCAUUUUAUAUGCUGUACUGCAUUCAGCAGUGGCUUCAGCUGGUUCUGGAUUGCAUUAUAAUGGCACUAGCUGUCAUUCUCGCGACGCUGGUCAUCUCACUAAAGGACCAAUUCAGUGCCGGCGCGAUCGGUGUUGCGUUGAAUUUGAUCCUGGGCUUCAACCAGGAUUUGAUGCACCUAAUCAGGUCAUGGACAUCUCUUGAGACCUCAAUUGGUGCGGUUUCCCGUAUUCAAGAUUUUGUCAAAAACACUCCACCUGAGGACAAGGGCCAGAAUUUGCAUGCUCCACCUCCGGCCCAGUGGCCCGCUCGUGGAGAGGUGGUUUUCAGAAAUGUUAAAGCAACAUACAGCCCGAGAUCUCCGCCCGUCCUGAACAACCUGUCCUUGAACAUUCGCCCUGGUGAGAAGGUCGCUAUCUGCGGUCCAUCUGGUAGUGGCAAGACGUCAUUUAUCCUCGGAUUACUGCAGAUGAUCGAAGUCCAGGAAGGCACGAUUACAGUGGAUGGCUUGGACUUAUCUACCCUCUCCUGCAGUGCAGUUCGGUCCCGCAUCAACGUGGUCCCCCAAGAGCCAUUCUUCAUGCCAGGAACCCUACGAUUCAACCUAGACCGGGAUCUAGAACAAAGGCCGGUCUCAGAUUCAUGUCUCAUUCAGGCCCUUGAGACAGUGGGUCUUUGGAAGAAGGUCUGCAGUAUUUCCUCCCGCGGUGGAGAACUUGACCAAGAAUUGAUGGUAUCGGACUGGUCCAUGGGUGAACGGCAGCUCCUCGCUCUAGCCCGAGCGUUGCUUACGAAGAGCUCAAUUCUUGUCCUGGACGAAGCUAUGAGCAGUGUGGAUUGGAACACGGAAGCCAUUAUGCAGGCCAUCGUCGAGCGGGAAUUUGCCUCGCAGACUGUGAUUUCUGUUAUACAUCGUCUCCAAUACAUUGAAAGGUUUGAUUGUGUUGCUUUGUUGAAGCAUGGGCGGCUGGUGGAAUUUGAUAGUCCGCAGGAGUUGCUUGCCCGGCCAUCUGAGUUCCGCUCGUUCUACCACGCGAAAAAGACAGAGUGA